Molecule: messenger RNA, 6116 nt
Organism: Osmia lignaria (orchard mason bee)
Lineage: Eukaryota; Metazoa; Arthropoda; Insecta; Hymenoptera; Megachilidae
Product: orexin receptor type 2
Biological process (GO): G protein-coupled receptor signaling pathway; feeding behavior
Cellular component (GO): plasma membrane
Molecular function (GO): orexin receptor activity
Source: RefSeq, a predicted model, not a curated record
UUGUUUUUUUUUUUCCGUCUAAGACAGUGGCUAUUUACGAUUUCAUUGACUUCUGAUCGAACUUAUGCUUUUCUUUAGAUACCUCUGAUUCCUUGUGGAAGCAAUUCUGAUUGAAAUCGUGGCGCACACUCGUAAAGACGAGAUUGGAAUUUAAUUCUAGCCGGCUGAAUUUAUCCAGGAGAAUAAAUAGACUUUAUACUACCUAGGCGGUAGUAAAUGAAGAGAAGUACCUCGAAACGAACACGUUUUGUUUGUUCAACGAGACAAGCACAGCAAAUGUAGCUGUUCGAAGCAACACCAACUUUACCCUGAUUAGUUGCGAGAUAAACUGCUCGUCCACGAGGCGCACAUUUUUAAUAAAUCUUUCAACCACUUUUUCGAUUUUUCACCACUUUAUCUCCGGAGAAUUUAUGUUCGCGAACGCCUACGAGUGGACGUGAAGAAGAGUAAUGUGUGUUCUGUGACAAAUUGCUUGAAUUUAAUUUAAUUUUAUUAAAUGAGAAGAGGGAAUUUGUUGUUUAUGUAAAUUUUCCUCUUGCUAUUUUACAAAAUUUACUUAAUUUUUUCUUUUUCUUUCAGUUACUCUGUUGUAAUCGAGUUCAACUUGUCACAUCCACAACGUUGAACGUGUUAAAGGGUGUUCUGACAAAAUACAGCUAAUUCAAACGUGAGAAACAUUGGAAGGAGGAACCUGGUCGAAGCAUCGGAGUGUACCAGUGCACCUACGCGCUCGUUAAAUCGACGUACAUACCUCAGUUUCGCAGAGUCCGUCGUCGCGUACACAUCCCUGUCCCGAAUCGGAACCCCCGGUUGCCCGUCGUCGCGACGCGCACCAUCGAAACUCCUCCUCGACCGUCCUCCACCACUGCACGCGUUUUCCCGCGAAACAGUGCUUGAUCUGACGCUUUCACGGCCUGGUGUUACGUGUUCGUGGUUCCAAUUCUUCUUUCUCUUCUUUGUGUCUACUGUACCACUUACAGUAUAAAACAGUUCGUAGCCCUAUCAACAAUUAUUUUAAUUUUUCAUAGCAUAUUAUUAUUCAUAGCAUUAAUAUUUAAAAUUAAAUUUAUGGUGCCAAUUACUAGUCGCCCAUAGGAUAAUCAACUUAUUAAAGAAAUGUAAAAUAAUUCAAUGUUACAUUAGGUACUAAUGUUUAAAAAUUGAAGAUAUAUUUGCGAUGAAAUUAGGAAACUUUCUCUUAAAAUUGCGUUGGUAGACCCUCUCGGAAACGAAGCGUCAGAAAAAAAGUUUACGAAGGGAGGCGGGUUAAAGUUUCCCUAGGCGCAGAUUGAAUUUAUCGUUCCUCCGACAGUUACCGCGGCAUUUGACGUGAAAUCGACAGUUUUACAAUAUUUCUGCAUAAAAGUAUCGUAGCAGGGAAUCGAAACGUCAUAAAAUACCGUAUUCGAUGCCGUGUCGGAGAUAUCGCGGAUAUCUAUCACUUGCCGGUAAAUCCAGAGAUUCUUCAAACUUUUGCUCUGAAUUUUUCUAUCUUUUAAAAUAAGCUUUAUUGUUUGUUCUAUACAACUAUAAAAUCCUUCUCGUUCUUAUAUCGUUAGGUGAUCGACACCAUGGAUUUUAUUUAAAAAAUAAUUAAAAAUUCCGCUUAUCAAGUUUUACAAAACCAAUAGAACUUCGCGAAGUGUCUUUUUGAGUUUUUCCAAUGUAAAAUUUACAUCAUCGCGUCAGACUUAUCGUUAAAAAAAAGACGAUAAAAACGUCCGGUAAACAAAUUAAUAAAAUGAUGGUAUUUAAGUGCAUAGCACUUCUUAUGCAGUGUGCGACUAGUUGACAUUAGUAUUCACAGGUCGUUUCAUGGAUGAUGACUAUAGACAUUAGUAGCAAAAGAGUUCAUACAUCCUACUAAAGUGUGCUGUUCCAUAUAUGUCGGUUUCUACGGUAGCAAUCAACGUGUUAACUAUUAAACGAUCGAUACUAUUAGCUUGUUGCAUAUCGAAUGAAGAAUUCCAAAACGUACAAAGUCUAGCAUGAUUUCAUAACAUAAAAUUAUUACAAAAUAACAUUUACCGAAGAUUGGCAAAUGUUCAGUAUCGUUCUAUAUUUACCAGAAGAGUUAAAAACAACAAGGAUAGCGCGAAAUCCUGAGAGGUGCAAUGAAAAAACGGGAGGAAAUGGAUGUGACGUUUUUUUCUGAUUAAUUGCCACAAGAAUUGUCACCGACAGAAAGUCGGAAUCGCAGUAGAAAAACGCGGAAGAUUAAUAGCAUAAUCGAGGCAUUUUCAUUAAAACAUUGUUCGCCCCCGGGGAGAAGAAGAGAAAGUGAGAUCAAGGAAUUUUCUGUUGCUCUGAUAAAAAAAACAACGCGAACAUGUUUUUCAUGGAAACGUUUAUCUACCAGGCACAUUUAUUAACUUUAGCUAUUUUUUCUAAUGAAACGACGAUACGAUCAAUUAAUAGACGCCGUGCAAUCACAUUACGACUUUACGCUAUAAACUCGACCGUCGCUUGGUAACGGUAGAGUAACUUUUCACCAAGUACAAUUAAAAUUUCAAUUAAAUUAUGAAAUCCCGAGCGAUGCUCUAUUAAGCUAAACUUCGUUGUUCACUUUUCUCACUGCCUGACCACGAUACGGAACAUUCUUUUCAUCAUCUUCCGCGUUAACACGAUACAACAUGGUAGAAUAUUGCAAUAAUCGAAGAAGAAUUUUACAGUGAUAUUUUAUUUAUCAGUAAGCUGAAAAUGUAACGUUCACAAGGAGGUCUUUUUAGGUCACGUCUUUUGAUCUUAUUGACAGCUUGCAGUUUACGAUAUUAAACUCAUUAAGCUAAAUUUUUAAAGCGCUUUUUACCGUGUAACGAAGUUUUAAUUUUAAUUAAGCAAAUACUCCUAAACAUAUGUUUUAAUUCCUCUGUUAAAAAGUUUUUAAUUUAUAUUAAAAAGCUUGGCUCAUAUUAAGAGCUAUUUAAUUUAAGUAAUUAAAAGGAAUUUAUCGUUUUUCGUUUCCUUCUGUGUUUUACCCCCUUAAAAGAUUCUUCAGUAAAAUUGGUCGAUAAGAGAAAAAGUUUGCGGUUUCGCGUCCGAGUAUGCGAUAAAUACCGAAACGUCCUAGCAAUUGGUCGUAACUGGUCGGUUAUAGAGUUCGAAAAUAAACGAGGCCGAUUGCUAGUCGGUUCCUCGUAUUAACUUUCCCGAUAAAAUUCAUUUUCUCGGUUUCUGACGAUUUCAUCGAUUCUCCAAAUGAAAUUUUCUUCCGAACUUCUCUGCCUCUGAUUCGAGCCAAGGUCAGAAGUGAAAUCGUACGGGGAGAAAAACCGGAAAAAGGGGACAAAUCUUUGGUCCAAAACGAGAUAAAACCUAUCCGGAGGAGAAUUACUCUAAGCUUUUUCUUCCUCCCUUGAAGACAAAGGAAAGAAAAACAAAAAGGUCUAUUGAUUCGACGGAAUUAAAUUGUCUACCCGCAAGCCAAACGAUAGAGAUCAUAAAAAAUGUGACAUUUAUCGCAAGACAUUCAUUAGCCUUUCUGACACUUGGGAAAUCAGAACAUCGCAUCGCCUCGAAAGCUUUCCCUAAAACUUUUCUUCCCUCCGCUUGACAAACUGUUCACCGAGUGACGAAAACGGGGAAGGAAAAAAAAUUCUUCUGAAACAAGACUGGGAUCGAUCGUUUCCAGAUGCUAAACAAAUAAAAUACGAUCAUCGUGACCGAUGAUCUCUGGACGCCUGUCGCGUUAUCAAAUCGCGUGGACGGCCAAGGGGAUGGGAAAGGAAAAUGGGGAGAAUCAACUUUAAUGUCAUGGAAAUUGGUGCAGGUUCGACCUGGAUGUUCCAACUUUCUCACUGAACAUUUUCUCCGUUUUUCUUCGAAAAGUCUGGGAAAAAAAGAACGUUCAAGAUGGGACAAAGUUGUAGAAAAGUCCGUGGAAAACAGGGGAAGAUCCAGAGAGGAUGCAGGGGAUGAUGAAAAGCUAGAAGAGGGUGGAAAAACAUUCCUCCUCGAGCAAGGUUUCUGGAUCCGCCCCUAAUGGAUGAGAAAUUGAUUAGUGAACUUUCUACGAGGACAGAGAAGUUUUGUGAAUAUCAAUUAUCGUGCAAGACUAUCCGUGAUACCUAAAGCAAGAAGAAUGUAUUCCAUCGAGAGAAUGUUAAUCGUGUGGUCCAUCAUGGUGACCAUACUGGUCGAUGCUACAGACUACUUGGACGACUACACCUCCGUUGAAUACACCGACGAAUCUGAUAUGGAUUUUAACGCCACUAAUUGUAGUAACAUUUACUGCAUCUCGAAUGACGAAUACGUGGAUCGUAUGAUGAACUACAUAUUCCCGAAAUUGUGGGACUGGGUUCUGAUCGCUUCUCACGGUAUCAUCUUCCUUGUCGGAUUAAUUGGAAACGUGCUAGUCUGCACAGCAGUGUACAGAAAUCACACGAUGAGAACUGUAACGAAUUAUUUUAUCGUCAAUCUAGCCGUCGCUGAUUUUCUAGUACUGUUGCUCUGUCUUCCUUUCACGGUGCUCUGGGACAUCACCGAGACGUGGUUCUUGGGUCUGACUUUAUGCAAAGCUGUGCCGUACCUUCAGACAGUAUCGGUGACCGUGAGCAUAAUGACUUUAACAUUCAUAUCGAUAGACCGAUGGUACGCGAUAUGUUUCCCUUUGAGGUUCAAGUCUACAACGGGACGAGCAAAAACAGCGAUUAUUGUAAUCUGGGCGAUGGCGCUUCUCUUUGAUCUUCCAGACCUGCUGGUAUUGCACACCGUUCCACCGACCCAUAUCCGAGUGAAAACCAUUCUUUUUACACAAUGCGAUAUGUCCUGGAGUCAAAAGAGCCAAGUCACCUUCACUAUUGUGAAGCUAAUCUUUCUGUACACCGGACCGUUAAUCUUCAUGAGCGUGGCGUAUUGGCAGAUCGUCAGAGUCCUCUGGAGAAGCGAUAUUCCAGGACACAACUUACUGUCACGGGCAUCCCAGAUGAGCCAGACACCUUCUUCCGGCGGCGGUAAUCCUGAGAUACAGCUAAGAUCUCGACGAAAGGCGGCGAAAAUGUUAGUCACGGUGGUCAUCACUUUUGCCAUUUGCUAUUUCCCCGUGCACUUACUCUCUGUCUUAAGGUAUACCAUUACGCUGCCAUCAAACAAGUGGAUAAACGCCAUCAGUUUGAUUGCACACGGUCUCUGUUACUUCAAUAGCGCGGUUAAUCCUCUGAUCUACAACUUCAUGAGCGGGAAAUUUCGAAAGGAGUUUAGACGUACUUUCCGUUGUGCUCAAGAUAGUUCACGUAUUCAACGUGGAUACCUAGCAAGUACAUCUAAUCUGGCCAGAAUUAAAUCUCGAACCACGACGACGAUACGAACAACAACGUUUAAAAAUAAUAAUAACAUUCAACGAACUACCGAAAUUAUACCUCUCAGUGGUGUAACAAGCGUCCAACAAAACGAGAAACACGACUGAUCGUAAGUAUACGCAAGUAUUAUGGUGAUUACCAUCAGAGAAUCAGUAAACUUCAAAAGUAAUUUAUUGAAAUAUAAUUUCAACCUUAAUAGCAGAUACAUGCAAAGAAAAAUUUGUGUUUCACUUGUUAAAGUUUAAGUAACAGAAAGAUAUAUAAAGAAACUACCAUAUUUUAGUUCCUACUGGUACUGGUAGACAUGUUAAAUUUGUUUAGAAAAUAACAUUAGGUAUUUGAUGUAACGAAACACUGAAUUAUUUUAAAUGUAUUUAUACUAAACUCGAUGUUUGUUCUCAGAGAACAGAAACAUAGGCACACGCGAAUUUGCGAAUCAUUCUUCAUAACUGAAUGAUCGCAACCCUAUGAUUGUAAUUUAUAUUUAUAAUAUUCAAAUGGUACGACGGACAUACCGACAAAAUCGUAUGUAAAAAAUUUCAUAACUUUUAUCCUAGUACUAUGUUAUAAAUAUAAUGUGGUGUGAAUCUUGUAUUCUGUACACUAUUUCUAGUACAUUAUGUAAUUUUAAUGAAACGUACGUUUACUUCGCUAAAAUUACAAUUUAAUUAUCGGAUUAAUCAAUUCCAUAUUUAUGCGAUCUCAUAACAACACAUUUUAUACGAGUUUAAUCUCAAUCGGUAAGUCUGUAUGCUUGAACGCUUUUGCAAAACAUAACAAAUUCGAAUAUAGGAAAAUAAAUUUAAUCGCAUAUGAAAA